UGGGACGGGACGGGAAUGGAGCGGUGGGCCGGGCCGGGCUGGGGUUCCCUGUGGGGGGCCGGCUGGGGCCGCUGGCCGGGCUGGGAGCUGCUGGCCGCCUGCGCGGUGAUCGGCGUGAUAGGCUGGCUGCUCCGCUUGCUGGACAGGAGGCCGGGCGGCCGGAGGGCUCUGGGACCGCUCCCCUCGCAACCGCCGCUGUCCAGGGGGAGCCGGCGCUGCAGUGGGAGCCGCCCAGGUGAAAUAACAAUGGAUACUAUAUUGUCUCGACUGAAGCAGUUAACACCUGAUGAUCUUAGAGAAGAAAUUGUGAAAGCUGGACUGAAGUGUGGACCCAUUACCUCAACCACCAGGUUUAUUUUUGAAAAAAAAUUGGCUCAGUUUUUGUUGGAACAAGAGGGAGAAUUGGAGAUUAAUGCAUCCACUAUUGCAGAGAAAUCUUCUGAAAACACUGCAUUUGAUAGUAGUCAGUCAGAAAUACAAAGAGCUUUGAAAUCUACUGCAGUGAACCACAAGAGUCAUAUAAAUGUUUCUGAAGAGGGAGACUUUGGGUACAGUAUGGGCCUCAAUCCCCCAGAAGAGGAAGCUGUAAUGCACAAGACCUGUUCUGCAUCAGUCUGUGGAGCAGUAGAUGUUGAUUCACAAAUAAAUGUUCAGACACCAUCUAGAGAUCCUCCUCUGUACUAUGGCGUAUGUCCCGUUUAUGAUGACAUAUUGGCAAGAAAUGAGAAAGUGCAUGUUUAUGAUGAUAAAAAGGAAGCUCUGCAAGCUGUUAAGAUGAUUAAGGGCUCCCGAUUUAAAGCUUUCUCCAACAGAGAAGAUGCUGAGAAAUUUGCAAAAGGAAUAUGUGAUUACUUCCCAUCGCCAAGCAAGUCAUCCUUAUCUUUAUCUCCAGUGAAAAUAGGACCAUUAUUUAACAGAGAUGGCUUAUGCUCUCCUGAGACGGAAACAGUUAAUAAAGAAAGAGCCAACAGUUAUAAAAGUCCUCGUACGCAGGACCUUACUGCCAAACUUCGGAAAGCUGUAGAGAAAGGAGACGAAGCAACAUUUUCAGAACUUAUCUGGAGUAACCCACGCUAUCUGAUUGGAUCUGGAGACAACCCAACAAUUGUACAAGAAGGGUGUAGGUAUAAUGUCAUGCAUGUUGCUGCCAAGGAGAAUCAAGCUGGCAUCACCCAGUUGCUAUUAGACACUUUGGAAAAUCCUGAAUUUAUGCGGCUCAUGUAUCCAGACGAUGAUGAAGUAAUGUUGCAAGAGCGCAUUAGAUAUAUAGUUGACCUUUACCUUAAUACGCCGGAUAAAAUGGUAUUUGAUACUCCAUUGCAUUUUGCUUGCAAGUUUGGGAAUCUGAAUGUGGUUAAUGUGCUUACCUCGCAUCCAGACAUUGUAAAAAAUCCAAGAAACAAAUAUGGUCAAACUCCAGCAGAAGUAAUCUGUGAAAGAAACAAAAAUAAAUCGAUGGAACUGAAAGAGAAAAUAAGAGAAUAUUUGAAAGGUCGGUAUUAUGUGCCACUCUUGCGAGCAGAAGGCAAUUCCUCAGCUCCAGUGAUUGGUGCUCCUUGGUCACCUGAUCAGUCAGAUGAUAACCCCCUUACAGCUUUACCUAAACACAGUGGCAGCCCCAAAGAGCCAGUCUUGUCAGUGAGAGCUUUUGCAGGCCCUAUGACUCCCUGCAAGGCAGAAGAAUUUCGCAGGCUUUGGAAAACUCCACCUAGAGAGAGAGCAGGCUUCUUUCACAAUGUCAGGAAAUCCGAUCCAGAAAGAGGAGUUGAAAGAGUUGGAAGGGAGUUAGCUCAUGAGCAGGGGUUCCCGUGGGUUGAAUACUGGGAAUUUCUGGGCUGUUUUGUUGAUCUGUCUUCCCAGGAGGGGUUGCAAAAAUUAGAAGAAUACCUGAGUCAACGGGAAAUGAGUGAAAAGGCUCAGCAAGAAACAGGAGAAAAUGAAACCUGCAACAGAUAUAAAACUCCGCAUCCUUUUGGCAAAAGUAAAAAAUGCUGCAAUUCAAUUUCUGUGGGAGCAUUUUUAGAUGAAGAUGAUGAUGACAUGAGCUUGGAAGAAAUUAAAAACAGACAGAAUGCAGCACGGAAGAACAGCCCUCCUGUUGUGUCUAAGAAAUCAAGUAUAGAUGCUAUUGGAGAUUCGGAGUGUGACAUCCUAUCGAUGGAGCACAAAGUAAACAUUAUAGAAACAUCGGACCUCUCCAUGCAUUACGAGAAGGAGGUUUCAUCCAGCAAAAAUGGAUUUUGCAGCCCUGUAACUAAUGAGAGGAUAACUAGUGACAGAAAACAUUCACGUGGUGGAGAGGAGUGCCUUAUAUCCCCAGUCUCCAAUUUAAUGACGGAAUUUGAAAGAUUGUCUUUCCAAGGCCAAGCAGUGGCAGGGGAAUGUUUGGUGGGGAAAUCAAACAAAAUCACUGCAAAAACUGAGAAUGAGCAAGUUUUGGCUGAAGGAAUGAGCCAGGUCAGAAUAUCUAAGGACCAGCUGGGUAAAACCUGCUCAGCACUUUCUGUGGCAAGCUGUUCUGAGCCAGCUACUACUGAAAAGCCUGGAGAUACAAAAUUAAGGACAGAAAACAAAAUACCCUCAGAAGCUGAAAGACUGUCAUUGGACCCUGGUAUUUGGGACCAAGACAGACAGCAGCUUGGCAGUCUUGCAGUGCAAUCUGAGUGUACUGCUUAUUUGUGUCAAGAGCCCUCUUCUCAGAGAUUUCUUUUGAAGACUCCAUCAACAAAUGAAAAUACAAAGAAGUUAUUCCUCUUUGGGGAAGAACCAUCAAAGCUGGAUAGUGAUGUCUUAGCAGCUGUAGAAGGAGUAGAAAUUGACCCACAGAAAUACCCUAUUACUUACAAAUGGAAGAAUGCUGUACAGUCCUACUCUUCUUCUGACAGGCAAAGUUGGCCAAGUCCAGCAUUGAAAGGAAGGUUCAAGUCCCAGUCUGUUGCAGCAGGCCCACCAAAUGGUUCAACGUACUCUAGCCCAAGAAGAAAUAGUCCGGUGCUGGGCAGCCCAGGGAAAUAUGGCAAUGUUGCUUCAUUUUUUCCAGAUCUUAGGAGUCCUGGGCGGUACAGUCCAGCGUAUGCCAACAAUAUACUGUUGUUAAAACUGCAUCACUUGUCAAAACCUCCUUCCCAUUAGAACAUAACUCAUCUUUCUGGGACUUUAAUUAUAUUUUUAUUUUAAGAGUGGAGGGAAAAAAUUGUAGCAUUGCUAAGGUGACAUGAGGAAGUGUCUUUGGCCAUUUAUUUGUCCUCAUUUGAGGACAAAUACACAUUUUAAAAAAUAAACGUCUUUACUUCAUGUACCAGAUAGAUUACUGGUGAUUUGCAAGAAGUUCUCUUAUCCAGUAGUUAUACAGUAAAUAACCCUUAUUCUUGUUAACAGUAGAGCAGUGAGCUGAACCUUUCAAUUAGUGAUUCCUGCUAGAAAUGGUGGUGGUUACUGUAGGCCAAAUGUGAUAGUCAGAAGGAACCCAGAGAUGCAUUUUUUUCACCUGGAUAACUUUGAAGCAUCUUAUCAAUAAACAGAACUCUAGGUUAGAGGGAAGUCAAAUGCAUUCAUAUUUCAUUUACAACAGGGGAAAAAAUCAAAUUAAAGAACUGAAAGUUUAAUGUGGGCGGUUACCUAUUCCCUGUUCGAGUAAGAAUUUGCCUCCCCACUGCCCAAUAGACAACAGUUCAGUCUAAACACUAAGAAAUGUCUAAAAUGAAGAGCAGCCAGAGACUUUGACGGGUCACUUCUCAUUCUGAGGAUAAUAAAAACACAGAUUCAGAGUUUUAAGAAAAGGGCACUAUAGAAAUUAGUGAUUUAGGGUUGGGUUAGUUUGAUGAUAAAAGCUCAGCUUUUCCCCCAAAAAACUUUUGCCAUUUGCAGACUUCACCAGUAAUUACACAAAAGCACAUCAGCAAUAAUUUAAGUACGUUUACCAGUGAUGUAUGUUAAUAGUCCAGUUUAAUGUGAUAUAUUAUGGGGAUAAACAGAAACUCAUGAAGUGGUUUCUUAUUUCCUAAGUGUUAAAAGGGAUGAAUGACUGAGACAUUGUUUUUAUUGAAAUACAAAUUCUUGUCUGUAGUCGAGAUAUAGUAACUACCUUUUUGUUAGCUACAAUUAAAAAUAAUUUAAUUUCUCAGUAUUCUUCAAGGAUGAACCCUUGCGAUAGUGCUAUAUGGAAAUGUUUCUAAACGUGAAACAGACACGCAGAGUGUAGAUUUUGAUAGUUGUGUUUUUGCUUAAGAAAAAGCUUUCAGUACUGUAAUUCUCUAUUAUAGUUUCUAUCUCAGAAUUAAAAAUAAUCUUUAUGAUAGACAUCUGAUCAAAGGUACCACAGGCAUGGGAGUAGAAAGGAUAAAUUAUUCUGGUUGAUAACACUACUACCCAUUGCAAGGUAAAAAUAGAACCUCAAAGAGCUUUUGUAAGAUGCAUAUGUAGCUAAAGGAACCCUAAUAGUAGCCAGGAUGUCAUAGUAUAUUGUUAGCCAACUGUGGGACCUUUAUUACAUCACAGAGGCUGGAUUAAACUCGACAAGAUAUGGCUGUUUUGGAAGCUAUUUCACACUAGAGUAAAAUGACUGUUUCUGACACACACACUGUAUACUUCUGAAUAUAUUCAUUGUUUGGUACAAACUUCAAAACUGCACUUAAUGCUUAAUAGUGCCUUUUUGUAACAUUUUUAAAUUAGCAUUCUUGUUUGUGGUUUUAAAAGUGGCAUCCACUUACACGAGACUUUGAAAUGUAGUUUUUUUCCCUCCAAGACUCUGAAUGGAAAAGUAUUCUAAAGGUUUGUUCUAAUGAAAUUGCAGUUACAGAUAUGUUUUGGAACUGUUUAUAAGUGGUUUAAAUGGAAAUUAUUUGAUUCCCAUGAGCUGAAUGUUAGAAAUGAGCCACUACCUUCUAACUGACCAUCAUUCAAAUAUAAUCCACCCAAGUUACUUUUGUUUUUUGGAAGCGAGUCCCACAUAAAUCAACCCUACUUUAUAAGUAACUUUUCCAGUUGCGGUAGGAGUCUGUAUCACACAUACAUUUCAGUUGCUUUAACUUAUUAAAAAUCCAUUUCCCUAAACUUUCUGGACUGUGUGUAGUAAUUAUCCAGCCUAUCCAGCUCAUUGCUUAAAUAUUACACACACACGGUGUGUAUGUAAAAGCUGAAACCAUGUCACAUAUUACUUGUACUGGUGUUAAAAUACAAACCUUAACACUGAUUACUGCAUAUAUAUUUUUUUUCCCCCAGUACUGCCAACAUCUGUGCCGGUCUGAGGCAGCUAUGGGCCUCUAGAUGAUGGAAAUUCCCACUUACAUUGCUGACAUAGGCUCUACAUUCCUGUUUAGAAAUAGCUUAAGAAAAACAUUGAGAAACUGAUGCUUUAGUUUUACCAAUCUCCUGAUUGUGUUUGUCCAUUUCUUUUAUAUGUAUUCAAAUGCAAAUUUCUGGCACAAAAACUUCUCCCAGUUUGUAACUUUUGUUUGGGAGAGAGCAUUUUUUUAGCGACAAAUGCCUUAUUGACUUUGCAUUUUAGUCCAUGUGGGUGUGUUUAAGUAAAUUUAUAAUUUAUUUAAAACUAUAGCAAGUUGUUCAUUCACAAUCGGAGAUCUUCUAGGAGAGGCUGAAGACCCUAGAACUCUAGAUUAGGACUGUUUAGUUUUUUGUAGUUGAACUCUGAUGACAUAAUAUAAAAGACCCUUUGCAAGCAUGAUUUUAAAAUGCUGAGGUUUAGCUGCUGUUCUUUCUCUUGAAAGUAAACAGGUAGUUAAGGUGUCCUAGGGCAAUAGGUGGAUGGGAAUAUGUAUCCGUGUUGCAAAACUGAAGUAGCUUUCUUUGAGAUACCACGGUUUCAUUUCUAUGAUGAAAUUUAAUUGGUGCCUCAAUUAGGGACAUGAAACUAAAGGUUUGGAAAACAUUUCACAACCUGAAAGAUGUCUGUGUCUUGUUGCCAUUUAAAAGAAAUACCCAGGUUUGGGGGGAGAGAAAUUUGUUCCAUGUUGCUCAGCUCAGAGAGAGGUAUUUUACUAGUACAAAAUCUGUACUCUUUAAAUAAGGCUAUUGCCAGCUUAAUUUUGUUUUUAUACAGAUUGUUAUUUUGGUUUUAAACCUUAAUGCCAAUACAAAUGCUGAUUUCUGUACAUGUGCAAAAAUGUGUGUGCUCUUGCCUUCCACCCUGCAUGCAUUUAUGGUUCUUUCAAUACUGUGUAUGUAAUGUGCUGGAAUAAAGUGCACAAAAUAUUCAGCAUUAGACAUUCUGCUACUGAUUACAUAGGGUGGGGGAUUUUUAAGAUGAGCAUAUGCUGUUUCAGGCAUUAGGUUGCUUUUAUUAAUGGUAUUUGUGAGAGAUCAUGAACCAAUUAUAUGGGGGGGGGCAUUAACUGUAGAAAUGUCAUGCUGCUUCAUCAAUACACUUCCCUCUUAGGCCUUGCAGUUUUUGUUCCAAAUCUGAUGACUGCUACACUCAAAGGUACACAGAGAGACCAAUUUUUAUUCAAGUAUUUUAAAAAGCUGACAGACAAAAUUAUUCCAAUUUCUUGCAGUGAUUGCUGAAGACCAUCUGCCACACCCCUUUGUAUAUGAAGAGUUUUGUUUUUAGUAAUCUGUUUCAUUAAAUUGCUCCAACUGCCACAGAGACAGAUGGCUUAAACGGCCUGGAAAAAGUUCAUGGUUUCAACCGCACAGGUUGCUAGGCACUGUUUCUCAUGAUUAAAAUUUCAUAUUGGCUCUGACAAGGCCAAGGUGAGUACCUAGCAUUUUCUUCAAGCAAAACUUGUGUUGUAAAAUGUCCAGUGAUUAGCAUGAUCCUUGUUCUCACCUGACUACGAGUAACUUCCCACACUUAUUUGCU
Molecule: messenger RNA, 6820 nt
Organism: Chelonoidis abingdonii (Abingdon island giant tortoise)
Lineage: Eukaryota; Metazoa; Chordata; Testudines; Testudinidae
Gene: ANKLE2
Product: ankyrin repeat and LEM domain containing 2
Biological process (GO): negative regulation of phosphorylation
Cellular component (GO): endoplasmic reticulum
Molecular function (GO): protein phosphatase 2A binding
Source: RefSeq, a predicted model, not a curated record